Messenger RNA from Dibothriocephalus latus, 432 nucleotides. The record is from the annotation of a GenBank genome assembly. NCBI's taxonomy places the organism in Eukaryota, Metazoa, Platyhelminthes, Cestoda, Diphyllobothriidea, Diphyllobothriidae.
AUGCGCACAGGCAUCAUCUUCGCCACCAACAUUCCCGUCCUGACAAAGACGCAAGCCAGCUGUGCUUUGAGGGGAUUUCAUCUGGGUUGUCUUCCCCCUGUUUGCAAGGCGAGCAAGGGCGUUGAGUAUAACAAGUUUCGGCGAAGUCCUCAGCGUAUGUCUGACCAGGUACCAACUCUUCUGUGCAACUUGAUCAACCUUCUGCGGCAACCGGGGGUCGCACUAAGCGCAGUGAAGGGCGGACGACAACCCCCAUCCGAUGGCGACCCCGAUGAAGACGCCGACGAGAUCCGAGAGUUGGGCAUCCAAGUUAUCGACAUUCUCAUUCGUCGAGCUGCCUGCCUUGUGGCUCCUAAACUCACAGAGGCACGUUUCUUGUCCCCUUCUCGUUUUUACUUUCACCUCUUAUUUUGUGCUAUAUUUCGACGGUAG